CUCAGACUAUUCGUUAUCUCGAAAUUUUGUUUUAAGUCUAUUUGAAAAAUAAACAGCAACUAAAAAUCAAUUACACUUAGGUAAUUUAAAAAAUAAUUGGUGGGUACCUAAUAAAAACUUUUUUCUAAUAAACUCUUGUUGUAAAAUGUCCCUGGCUGCAAAGGUUUUUUUCCUUUAUUUGAAAUUUUCAAAUUAAGCUUCACCACGACAAUCGACAUGCGUCGUUGUCAUUUGUCAUAGAACGCGCACCGAUUUUGAAAACAAAAAUUUUCAUAAUCAACAAAAGUUCAGUACAUUUUUAGCGAUCACACGCCGCGGGUCACAAAGUGUGUACUUUUUUGAGAGUUUCCAAGUAACUGCUACCCUGGAAGAAUUCGCCAGUCUCCGUAAAUCGGUCAUAAAAGUCAUGAAGAUCAAAUUACCUCGAGAUCGCUUUCCAUCCACGUCUUCCACGGAGGAGCAAGAGAUCAUCCACGACUGGGAGACGGAUGUCCGUCCGCUGAGCGUGCUCCAGCCUCGCCUGCCGCCGCCGCAGGCCAUCAUCGUCGGCUCGGUGCGGAAGAGGCGAGGCAACCUUCCGAAGAACUCCGUGAGGAUCCUGAAGAGGUGGCUGUACGACCAUCGGUACAACGCUUACCCGAGCGACGCUGAGAAGCUGGCUUUGAGUCAGGAGGCCAACUUGACUGUUUUACAGGUUUGCAACUGGUUCAUCAACGCCCGUCGGCGCAUCCUGCCAGAAAUGAUCCGUCGUGAAGGCCACGAUCCCCUCCGAUACACAAUCUCGCGUCGUGGGCGCAAACAGUCCGGCGUGGGCAUGGUCAACAUGGGCGUUGGCGUCAACAUGGGCAUGGUGAACAUUGGCAAUUUGGGCAUGAAUAUGGGCGUGGGCCCGAUGGUUGGGUUGCAAGCGCCCUCCACUUCCGGUAUGCAAAUGUUGCCCAACAACGUGAGCGUCGGUGGAUGGGAACAUGUGGAUGUUCAGCAGAGCAUGGAGCAUGGGCGCGGCAUCGGUGGCGUGCACUAUGGCGACGGGCUGCUUGUAUACCGCAGCGAGGGCGAUGAGCUCCCCGACGCAGAGGAGGGCUACUCCAGCGCGCUCAGUGAGGAGGAGGUCAAGUACGACCCCUCCGUGUGGCAGUCGGUCAUCCGCUAUGGGGCCGAGCAAGACUUUCAAACGGACCAUAGAGGCACAACAGUGGUAACAAUGACUGAGGGCGGCGGUGAGAUCGUGACAGGAGACGUGGGCGGCUGGCAGCCCCAGGCGCCGGUUCUGCGGCAGGUGAGUCCGCCGCACUCGCCCGCUGUGCCCGUGGCCCCGCUGCCUCAGCCAGCCGAUCCCGUGGCUCCACCAGCUCAGCCCGCUAUGUCCGUGGCCCCGCCGCCUGUUGCCGUCGAACUCGAGGUGGCCACCACCGAAAUGUGGUCCCACACUUAGAAGAUCAAAAUGUCUAUUCGCCUAAAGACGUCUUGUUUGAGACGCUGUUUGUAUGAGUAUGGUGGGCUAUCUUUCGCCACCAUGGAAAACUCUUACAAAGAUAACUAACUGACUGACAUAAUGAUCAACGAACACCCCAUACUACUCGCUAGCUAACACUAUGUUGCAAACGGGUUUAUUAAGGAAGGAAAAUAUUUACCCCUACGUUAGUGAUAAAGGAGAUGAAAUUUUGUAAGAACUACGCUUCAUAUAAGCGGAGGAAGCUGCAGGCCAGCUGCUAUAAUUAAUUUAAACACCCACUGCAUGCUAGUUGAUCAUGUCCUAUUAAAGAUCUGAUCAGGGAUCUCAUGACUCGUUUUUUUAACGAGUGUCUGACACGACGUCUAAUAAAAUGCUCAUAGAGUUGACUAUAUUUUACUCAGAAUUAAUUUGUUGCGUUUCUUCAGAUAUAGCAUGUAACAUGUCUUUUUGCGUGAUAAUCUGUUCCCUACUUAAUUAAAAUUAAGGAAAAGGCGACGUCGGUGUUAAAGCAUGCCUAUAUUAUGUCUUCAAUUAACGUUGUAAAGACGGUGUACAUUGAGUAUAUUAUUAUAAAUAAAAACUACAGUUAAGGAAAUAAUGAUUAUGUCCUAUCGGAGAGAUGAUUGUUGUGUUUAGUGUCAUAAUAAAUAGUUUGUGAUCUCGAAAUGCUUUUCAUUUUUACAUACAAACAAGAUGAUUUUGUAAUGUUUUAACGCCGGCAUCACCUGAAUUUUCAAAAUUU
Molecule: messenger RNA, 2198 nt
Organism: Bicyclus anynana (squinting bush brown)
Lineage: Eukaryota; Metazoa; Arthropoda; Insecta; Lepidoptera; Nymphalidae
Product: homeobox protein PKNOX1-like
Exons: 5
Coding region: 407-1435 (342 amino acids)
Biological process (GO): regulation of transcription by RNA polymerase II
Molecular function (GO): RNA polymerase II cis-regulatory region sequence-specific DNA binding; DNA-binding transcription factor activity, RNA polymerase II-specific
Source: RefSeq, a predicted model, not a curated record